Nezara viridula (southern green stink bug) is the source of this 2990-nucleotide messenger RNA. NCBI's taxonomy places the organism in Eukaryota, Metazoa, Arthropoda, Insecta, Hemiptera, Pentatomidae. The record is from the annotation of a GenBank genome assembly.
GUCGGUUAGAGUGAGCAGUCACAAAUCAAAAGAUGACAGAAGAUACGUAUGUGAUGCUUGUGGUCGAUCUUAUAAGAACAAGAGAUCUUUAACAUCCCAUGAAAAGAUUGAAUGUGGCAAGAACCGAAGAUAUAAGAAGAUUUCUGUGUAACACAUGUGGUCGGUCGUAUAAGAACAAGAGAUCCUUAUCUUCACAUAAGAAAAUAGAAUGUGGUGACCUUUCAAAAUAUCCUUGUAUUAGUUGUGGACGCUCAUACAGACAUAAAAGUACAUUGAUGACCCAUGUUCGUGAAGAAUGUGGAAAGGAACCUACUCUACACUGCCACUUAUGCACUAAAUCAUUUAAUCGCAAGUCAAGCUAUAAACGACAUAUGAUUAUGAUUCAUCAUAAUUGAGUGUUCUUUGUUUAUUUUUAUUCUUAGUUUAUUAAAUUUUGUUCCUACAAAACUUUUCUGAUUAUUUACUUUACAUGAUUAAAAUAAUAGUGAUUAAUUUUAUAUUUUAAUGUAAAAAAUUUCUUUAGAUUACUGUUUUAUUUGCUGUGUGGAAAAACAUUAUUAUUAACAAACGCUUAUAAAAUAAAUAGUGUCUUAAUUUAAUGAAAUCAAGAAAUUAGUGUAAAAAAAAUAUUUUUUAUGACUUGGCAGAUAAAAUCUAAAGAUAAAAAUAUUUGAUUUGUUGUGAUUACUUUGAAUUGCAAACAGACCAGUUUCAUAUUGUCCAGUCAUCAAUGACAAAUAAGGUCUUCUUAAUUUUUAACUUUAACUUACAUAAAGACGUCAAAAAAUGUUGCCUCAUGUAAUCUGAUCUUAAGCAUAUUUCAUAUUCAUAUAAUAGCUGUUAAUCAUUUAAUUUUGUAAUUUGGGAGAAUACUGGCACAUCUAAAAAAUUAAUGAUUUUCCAAUUCAGUAUAAUAUCGUCAAACAAGAUGAUAAUAAUUCACAUAAGUUGGGAAAAUUUUAAUUUUUGAGAUGUGUCGGUCUUCAUGCAAACUAGAGAUAUGAUCUAUUAUUUAUUGAAAAAAAAAAAAAAAACUGUUGAAAUAUGAACCAGUAAGUUGGUUAAAAAAUAAAUAAAAAUUGGUAAUAUCCUCUUUAUUUUAAAUUUUGCAGUUUAUCCAAAGACUGUGAUACAUUUUUUUCAUUUAUUAAUUUUAUGAUAUUUUAUUAAAAUUAUUUUUAUUUUUCAUUUAUUCAUGAUAUUUACAACUGUAUUAAAAAAUUAAAUACAUUAAGUAAAUUUGAUAACAGAAAAUAAUAACAUGAAAUGACUUGUUGAAAAACUACCCACUGGUAGCUCUAAUAUUAAAAAAAAAAAAAAAUUAAUUUGAUAUCUCAUUUCAUCAUACCAAAAUGUUUUGUCAUUCUGUAAGUAAUUAUUUUUAACAAAUAAUUGCAACUAUAUUCCUUACCCUUAAUUUUUGUAAUAUUGAAUUCCUAAAUACUGCAGUUUUUUCAUUAUUACACCACUGUUGUCUAAGAUAUUAUUUUUUACUUAUAAAUCCUGUCUAUUUGCCUAUUAUCUUAAAACUGUUGAUAAAAUGUAGCAUAUUACUAGUUCAUUUUAUUUAAAAAGUAAAAUUAUAACUUUUUGGCAAUUUCUAAUUUGUUAUUUAAAUUUCCUGUUUUAUAAAUUAAAAAAAAAAAAUCAAAUUUUUGGCUUUUUUAUUUAGUUUUAUUCCUAUAAAAUUAAUAAAUAAAUAACGUGCUUCUCAGCUCUAUGCGUUUUGAUAUUUAUAGCUUAUAACAUAUAUGAACUUGGCGAGUCCUAUAAACUUAUUUACACUGUGGUCUCAUGAAAAAACGUGUUAAAUUUGAAUUAUAAUGAUAAGAUAACUUAUAACAUUGUAGAUUUUUAAUUAAUCAUCGAUUUAAAAUUUAUGUGAGACUUUCAAUGUUACAUUUUUAUUCAGGGAGUUAAGAAAUGAUCUGUUGAUUACAAAUAAUAAUAAAAUAAAAUUUCUGUAUUAGUUUUUUCUUAUAGGUUGUUGUUAAUUGUUUCAGGUUCCCAAGUUGAAAGAUAUUGGUGUUAUACUUGUCAUAGGUCAUAUAAAAACAAGUGUCAUCUUUCCAGACAUAAAAAAGUUGAAUGUGGAAAAUUGCCUUCUUUUCACUGCCAAUAUUGCCAUAAGCGAUUUUUUUAUAAGCAACACAUGGAUCGCCAUGUUCUCUUCAGAAGAACGCUACUUGUGCAGUGAUUGUGGAAGGUCUUAUAAGAGAAAACAAGGCCUUAAUCAGCAUAAAAAAUAUGAAUGCGGAAAGAAGCCAACUUUUGAAUAAGAACGCUUCUUGUGCGGUAAUUGUGGAAGAUCCUAUAAGAGAAAACGAGGGCUUAAUCAGCAUAAAAAAUAUGAAUGUGGAAAGGAGCCCACUUUUGAAUGUGUGAUUUGCGGAAAACGUUUUCAUCACAAAUCUACUCUUAACUCUCAUCGUGUUACUCAUUUAUCAUUAAAGAUAUAGUAAUUUUUAUAAACUGUAUAUUUUUUGUUGUUAAUCUUUAUUAUGCAUUAAGAAAAGGCAAAUGAAUAAUUUAUUUUCAUGUAACUUUGUACAAUUAUUAUCUUUCAAUUCAACAAUUACUAUGUAUAAAAUUGUAUGUUGAUGUUCUAUUUAUCAUAUCAGUAUUAACUGUUACACUAAAUAAAAUUAAUAUAAUUUUUUUUUACAAAUGGUAGGUACUUCUAUUCAUUCAAAUGUUUAAGAUAAUACAAUUUUUCACAUGAAAAUCAAGCUGCAGGAUAUUGGGAAGGUUGUAAAACACAUGGUUUUCUGAAAAAUUAAUUAUUUUGAUUUAUCAAUGUUUUCAUGAACACCUCUGAUAGGAUUUUGUAUAUCCAUAUUAUUGAAAUAGAUGGUGCUUUGAUAGAAUUCUAUUCAGUAUAUGACUAAAUGUUACUUGAAAAUAACGAUUCUUCAUAAGAGAAUGGGAUAAAAAUUCAUACAUGAUGUAAAAAAAUUGUAUUUAUUAUAGAACUUUUAAUUGUUUUCAUU